AUGUCCAAUUUUGAGCAGUUUCACAUCGACUUUUACCAGUCUAAUUAUACCAUAGAGGACCAGGAAGAGGGUUGCAACAGCUACGAUUCAGAUAAAAACAUCUGUGAAAGCAGAAAGAGCCAGACAGAAAAGCCAUCUGCAGGUGGGGCUUCUGUCCCAUCAGACAUGCUUCUGUCUCCUGAGAGCUACACGGGCCAGAUUCUGCAGCCAGCGUGCAGCCCCUACGCUCCUCCUCAGCUUGGUUAUGCUGACGGCUUUGACGAGGAACCUCCUCUGCUAGAAGAACUCGGGAUCAAUUUUGAACAUAUAUGGCAAAAAACAUUAACAGUUCUAAACCCAAUGAAGCCUGCAGAUGGCAGCAUUAUGAAUGAGACCGACCUCACUGGACCUAUGGUUUUCUGUUUGGCCCCUGGAGCAACGUUGCUGAUGGCAGGAAAAGUUCACUUUGGCUACGUGUAUGGGAUGAGUGCCAUCGGGUGCCUUGCCAUGCACGCCCUGCUGAACCUGAUGAGUGUCUCGGGAGUCUCGCACGGCUGCGUUGCAAGUGUCCUGGGCUACUGCCUGCUGCCCAUGGUCAUCCUGUCCUCUUCUGCAGUUGUCUUCUCACUGCAGGGGAUUCCAGGAACUGUGUUAGCUCUGUUUAUUAUUGGAUGGUGCAGUUUGUCAGCCUCCAAAAUUUUUAUGUCUGCAUUGGCUAUGGAAGGACAGCAGCUCCUGAUUGCAUACCCAUGUGCUUUACUUUAUGGACUUUUUGCACUUCUAACAGUUUUCGGAGAUCUAUUUUCUGGUGGUCUUCUUACAGUAUGGUUGUUGGAGGGGCAAAGGUUUAUUUACUUACUUUCAGAUUGCCUAGAGUUGUGUUAAGUUCUAUUAACAAAAUUAGAUUCUAUGACUUACUGUUUUUUUCCUAAUGGCUGAUAAUGAAAUAAAAAAUCAAACUAACAGGUAGAUGGCUAGAUGGCCUUAAAAUGAUGGUGUUUUGGCAGUCUUACAGCUUAAAGAAAAGAAUUGUAUUGAGAAGGUAGUAAAAGUGGAAAAAAAAAGAAAUAAAUUAUAAAUAAAAUAAAAAAUCCUAUUCAGAGUAUUUAUAAUAUAAUGCAUAUGCUAGAGAGUAACUAGAAGGCAAUUAUGUAAAUAUUUAAGGGAUAUAGUAAAUCAAGAGAAAAUGUGUAUUUAUUUGUUUUUCAAAAAACAGCUUGCCAUCUUAUAUAAUUACUAAUUAAUAUCCAGAAUUUAUGUGUUUGGGUUUGGGGAUUUUUUUAUGACAGAAGACUGAGUGACCCUCUUUUGUGACAUUGAAGCAUUGUCCAGGACGGCUGAUACAACAGAGGGAACCUAGGGAAUGUUGCCUUGUUUUUCCUUUUUUUCUUUUUUUUAAGAGUUGGUGGUGUCUAAAACACCACUGUACUGUUUUUAAUGCACAGUAAUGUUAUAUUUUAAAAUUGUCACUAUACCAUUGACUGCUGUAACUGCAGGAAAGCACCACACAAAGUAAAGGCAACCCCUAAAUAUGUGUCCUGAAAGGCAGAACUGUAUUUGAUCAGGCAAAAUAGAAACCUCUAUAAUUUUAUCUGCCCCUCAAAAUCUAUUUGCUGAUUUUAGUUUUAGGGGAACCAAACAUAUAUAUAUAGUAGCAAUAAAGCACAGAAUGCACAAGAUGAUAUUUUAAAAUAUAGUAUUAGAAAUAUCAAGCCAUCAAGAGGAAUUGGAGAUGGGUGCAGUCACAACAUGAAAAAAAUCUAAGUAUGAAGUAGAAAAGAAAAUGAAGGU
Prinia subflava (tawny-flanked prinia) is the source of this 1770-nucleotide messenger RNA. It is a transcript of the gene YIPF7, whose product is annotated as Yip1 domain family member 7. Gene Ontology annotation, cellular component: trans-Golgi network. The record is from RefSeq and is a predicted model, not a curated record. The coding region runs from base 1 to 864 and encodes 287 amino acids. NCBI's taxonomy places the organism in Eukaryota, Metazoa, Chordata, Aves, Passeriformes, Cisticolidae. Gene Ontology annotation, biological process: endoplasmic reticulum to Golgi vesicle-mediated transport; vesicle fusion with Golgi apparatus. The transcript is spliced from 5 exons.